This is a messenger RNA of Pogona vitticeps (central bearded dragon), 4138 nucleotides long. It is a transcript of the gene POLR3B, whose product is annotated as RNA polymerase III subunit B. NCBI's taxonomy places the organism in Eukaryota, Metazoa, Chordata, Lepidosauria, Squamata, Agamidae. The record is from RefSeq and is a predicted model, not a curated record. Gene Ontology annotation, molecular function: DNA-directed RNA polymerase activity; DNA binding; ribonucleoside binding. Gene Ontology annotation, biological process: DNA-templated transcription.
UAAUAACGAGUGGCGUUUCUAUUAAUUUCAUCUACAUAACGUCAUAAAAGUUUUGAAGCUUUGCAGUCCAACGAUUUCUAUUCAAGACAGCCGUCCCCGAGCGAAGCAAGGCAGUAGCGGAACUUCUGCGCAGCUGACCCGUUGUAGCAGGGGGGGCAGCUUUCAUCGACGCACGCCUUGGUCUCUGGAUCCUGAGCGCCGCCUCGCAUCAGUUGUUGGGAGUGGGGCUGGUUCUGUGUCUUAAGCAUGGACGAACUGGUGGCGGAGCUGGGGGCUUCGAGCCCGGAGCAGUUGGCUGCCCCUGUAAAUACGGUGGAGGAAAAAUGGAGACUACUUCCAGCGUUUCUGAAGGUGAAAGGACUUGUAAAGCAGCACAUAGAUUCAUUCAAUUAUUUCAUCAAUGUGGAGAUAAAAAAAAUAAUGAAAGCCAAUGAAAAAAUUACAAGUGAUGCAGAUCCAAUGUGGUACUUAAAGUAUCUCAAUAUCUAUGUGGGUACUCCAGAUGUUGAAGAAAGCUUUAAUGUAACAAGACCAGUUUCUCCUCAUGAGUGUCGCCUCAGAGAUAUGACCUAUUCUGCCCCAAUUACAGUGGAUAUUGAGUAUACUCGAGGUAGCCAGAGAAUUAUUCGUAAUGCAUUACCUAUUGGCAGGAUGCCAAUAAUGCUGCGCAGUUCCAAUUGUGUUCUUACUGGGAAAACUCCAGCAGAAUUUGCCAAGCUUAAUGAAUGCCCUUUAGAUCCAGGUGGCUACUUCAUUGUCAAAGGUGUAGAGAAGGUCAUUCUUAUUCAGGAGCAGUUAUCAAAAAACAGAAUAAUUGUGGAAGCUGACAGAAAAGGGACAGUUGGCGCAUCAGUUACCAGUUCGACACAUGAAAAGAAGAGCAGAACAAAUAUAACUGUGAAACAAGGAAGAUUUUAUUUGAAGCAUAAUACCCUGUCUGAAGAUAUUCCUAUUGCAAUUAUUUUUAAGGCCAUGGGUGUUGAAAGCGACCAAGAGAUUGUGCAGAUGAUUGGUACAGAGGAGCAUGUGAUGGCUGCAUUUGGCCCAAGCUUGGAGGAAUGCCAGAAAGCUCAGAUUUUCACACAGAUGCAGGCAUUAAAGUAUCUGGGGAAUAAAGUCCGAAGACAGAGAAUUUGGGGAGGACCCAAGAAAACUAAGAUGGAAGAAGCAAGAGAGCUGCUAGCGACAACCAUUCUUGCCCAUGUCCCUGUGAAAGAAUUCAACUUCCGCUCUAAAUGCAUAUAUACAGCUGUGAUGGUCCGCAGAGUUAUUCUAGCCCAGGGAGACAAUAAAGUCGAUGACAGAGAUUAUUAUGGAAACAAACGAUUGGAGUUAGCAGGUCAACUUCUUUCCCUUCUGUUUGAAGAUUUGUUCAAGAAAUUUAACUCUGAAUUAAAAAAGAUUGCUGAUCAAGUAAUUCCCAAACAAAGGGCAGCCCAGUUUGAUGUUGUUAAACAUAUGCGGCAAGAUCAAAUCACCAAUGGUAUGGUGAAUGCCAUCUCCACUGGGAAUUGGUCACUGAAAAGAUUCAAGAUGGAUCGUCAGGGUGUGACUCAAGUGUUGUCCCGCUUGUCUUAUAUAUCUGCUUUGGGAAUGAUGACAAGAAUCUCUUCUCAGUUUGAAAAAACAAGAAAAGUGAGUGGUCCUCGGUCUUUGCAGCCAUCUCAGUGGGGUAUGUUGUGCCCCUCAGACACUCCAGAAGGAGAGGCCUGUGGCUUGGUUAAAAACCUGGCGCUAAUGACUCACAUUACUACUGAUAUGGAAGAUGGCCCAAUUAUUAAAUUAGCUGGCAACCUGGGAGUAGAAGAUGUAAACCUUCUAUGUGGAGAAGAACUUUCAUAUCCAAAUGUUUUCCUUGUUUUCCUUAAUGGCAACAUUCUUGGUGUUAUUCGAGACCAUCAGAAGCUGGUCUACACCUUUCGAUUGAUGCGUAGAGCAGGCUAUAUCAAUGAAUUUGUUUCAAUCUCAACAAAUCUAACAGACCGAUGUGUGUAUAUUUCCUCCGAUGGCGGAAGACUGUGCCGACCCUACAUUAUUGUCAAGAAGCAAAAACCUGCAGUUACUGAGAAACAUAUGGAAGAACUUGCACAAGGCUAUAGGAAUUUUGAAGACUUUUUACAUGAAAGCCUUGUUGAGUAUUUGGACGUAAAUGAGGAAAAUGACUGCAACAUUGCACUGUAUGAACAUACAAUUAAUAAACAGACAACGCAUCUAGAAAUCGAACCUUUUACGCUUCUUGGUGUGUGUGCUGGCCUCAUUCCUUACCCUCAUCAUAACCAGUCUCCAAGAAAUACUUACCAGUGUGCUAUGGGGAAGCAAGCUAUGGGUACCAUUGGAUAUAAUCAGAGGAACAGGAUAGAUACUCUUAUGUAUCUGUUAGCAUAUCCGCAAAGACCGAUGGUUAAGACAAAAACCAUUGAACUCAUAGACUUCGAGAAACUACCAGCUGGACAGAAUGCCACUGUUGCUGUUAUGAGUUACAGUGGAUAUGAUAUUGAAGAUGCUCUUGUCCUAAAUAAAGCUUCUUUAGACCGAGGUUUUGGAAGGUGCCUUGUGUACAAAAAUGCAAAAUGUACUCUGAAACGCUAUACAAACCAGACGUUCGACAAGGUGAUGGGGCCCAUGUUGGACGCUGCUACACACAAACCAAUCUGGCGCCAUGAAGUUUUAGAUGCUGAUGGCAUUUGCUCUCCAGGUGAAAAGGUAGAAAACAAGCAGGUGCUUGUUAAUAAAUCAAUGCCGACUGUGACACAGACUCCUCUGGAAGGAAGCAGCGUACCACAGCAACCACAAUACAAAGAUGUGCCAGUAACUUACAAAGGUGCAACUGAUUCAUACAUUGAAAAAGUCAUGAUAUCUUCAAAUGCAGAGGAUGCAUUUUUGAUCAAAAUAUUGCUAAGGCAAACUAGACGUCCAGAAAUUGGAGACAAAUUUAGCAGUCGUCAUGGGCAAAAAGGAGUUUGUGGAUUGAUUGUGCCACAAGAGGAUAUGCCAUUUUGUGACACAGGAAUCUGUCCUGAUAUUAUUAUGAAUCCCCAUGGCUUUCCAUCACGUAUGACGGUAGGAAAACUAAUUGAGCUUCUGGCAGGAAAAGCUGGUGUCCUGGAUGGUAGAUUUCACUAUGGAACAGCAUUUGGAGGCAGUAAAGUAAAGGAUGUAUGUGAAGAUCUCAUUCGUUAUGGCUAUAAUUACUUGGGAAAGGACUAUGUAACAUCUGGCAUAACUGGGGAGCCCUUGGAAGCCUAUAUCUAUUUUGGGCCAGUUUAUUAUCAGAAGCUAAAACACAUGGUGUUGGAUAAGAUGCAUGCACGAGCUCGAGGACCAAGAGCAGUCCUAACCAGGCAACCUACAGAAGGCCGAUCCCGUGAUGGAGGCUUACGUCUGGGCGAAAUGGAGCGAGAUUGCCUGAUUGGUUAUGGAGCCAGCAUGCUUUUGUUGGAAAGACUUAUGAUUUCAAGUGAUGCAUUUGAAGUGGAUGUAUGUGGCCAAUGUGGAUUGCUAGGCUAUUCCGGAUGGUGCCAUUACUGCAAAUCCUCAUGUCAUGUGUCUUCACUACGCAUACCAUAUGCCUGUAAACUUUUAUUCCAAGAACUCCAAUCUAUGAACAUUAUACCCAGAUUAAAAUUGGCCAAAUACAAUGAAUAAACGAUGGAGGAGCAAAGAGAAAAAAUAAGAAGAGGAAACGUAAUCGGAAAGAGCUUAAGUGACAACAGAACUGAUAAAACCAAAUAGGCCCCUAAUUCCUUAUUGGUUUUCUCUUCCCUCUUUGACUGGGAGACAAUGCUAAGAGAACAUUAGAAGCCACUACCACAAAGACUCAAGCUGUGUUUAUCUGUGGCAGUAAGUUAGAUGCCCCCAUUCACCAAGACUGCUACUUCAGCUCAGACCUCAGCUUCCCCUUGAAAUGCAGGAAAGCACUGAAGAUCAGACCUGCUUAGUGGAUUUCUUUCUUUAUCAAUAAACCACUUAAAUAUGUGCAUACAUUAAGAGUGGUAACAUGGUACUGAAAUCAGUGGGGUUUCAAGGAAUUGUUUUGUACAGCCUAAACUGAUACAUUUUGACUGAAGCAUACUAUAAACUAACUGCAGCUGUUUCUGUUUUGUUUUUUAAUAUUAUUGAUUAGGACCGACCAGAUAAG